AUGGAGAAGGUCUCAACAUCCGCUGUUGCUACCAUUGUUGCUACUUCUUCUGAGCUAGCUGUUCCCCAUAACCUGAAACUGUCAAAGCGUUUCGUCUGUAGCGCGAUUCUAGGGUUUAACACAGUACACGCCAUGGAAACACGGCGUCGGCAGAACGUAUCGGAGGACCUUCUAACCGUCUCUCGGAGCAAUACACGAUCCUCGACCUUAGCGAACAAAGGAGAAAACUCAGCAGAGACGAUCCCAAUCGAUCUUAUUAUCGAGAUACUCUUGAAAUUGCCGGUGAAAUCCCUAGCGCGAUGUCGCUCGAUACUCUGGGACUCCAUCAUUCGCCGUCCACAUUUUACAGAGUUGAUAUUAAACAGAUCCUUGGCUCGACCAAGGCUCUUGCUCGCUCAGGUAAUAGAAGACGAUGUGUUUUUCUUUUCAUCGCCUCAGCUUCAAAAUCCGGAUGAGAACUUGUCUCCUGUAGCCGCCACUUAUCACAUGAAAUUCCAGUUUUAUGGUGGUUCUCGGCUAUUUCAUAAUAAUGUUCAUGGAUUAGUUUUUCUUAAGUAUAUGGAAAAGGGAAAGAAGGAUGAGGUGAUGGUGAUAUGUAACCCUAGCACAGGACAAUCAUUAACCCCACCGAAAGUGAAGACAACGAGGAUUGAUGUGUACAGCUUUUUGGGGUAUGACCCGAUUGAUAAACAAUUUAAGGUCUUGUCAAUGACAUGCUCAUUGCCUGAAAGGACCACCGAGCAGCAUCAAGUUCUGACAUUAGGAGGAACUGGGAAACUGUCAUGGAGAAUGAUUGAGUGUAGCUUACCCCAUUAUCCACAAAGUGAUGGUAUAUGUAUCAAUGGUGUUUUGUAUUAUAAAGCUAAGGUCUAUGGGGUUGAAAGUAAUAGUGGGAUAGUUUGCUUUGAUAUUAGGUCUGAGAAGUUCGAGUUGAUUCCAAAGUUUGAUUUCUUUACACCGUGGAUGUUAAACUACAUGGGUAGAUUAGCUAUACUCAAAUGGGACGAUGAUUUUCAGAUGGUAACAACUAUGAGUUUCGAGUUGUGUGUUCUUGAAGAUGCCAAGAAACAUGAAUGGUCGACGCGUACCUUUGUGCCGCCCGCUUUGUGGAACGAAGAUGUUACGUUGGACGUUGUUGGAUUCACCAGAAGAGGUGAAAUCGUCUUGUCUCAAUGCUAUUCAUCCAACCUUUUAUUCCUUAUCUACUACAAUCCCGAGAGAAGCACUCUUACAAAAGUUGAUAUCCAAGGAAUGGAUGCGUUUAAGCAUAACAAGGUUCACUUCUUUCUGGAUCAUGUAGAGGAUGUGAAGCUAGGUGGAGUGUUUAGGACAGUAUAA
Molecule: messenger RNA, 1338 nt
Organism: Microthlaspi erraticum
Lineage: Eukaryota; Viridiplantae; Streptophyta; Magnoliopsida; Brassicales; Brassicaceae
Source: the annotation of a GenBank genome assembly